UGAGCGCGGCGGCGGCGAUGCUCGCUACGCCCAGCAGGAGCGGCAGUGGCGGCGGCAGUGGCGGCCCGCCCGCCGGCUGCCGCCGGGGCGCCAUGCCCUUCCAGUCGGUGCCGCUCAGCAGCGUCCCCGCGGGCACGCUGACGCCGCUCAAGGACCUCCUGAGGGGCCGCGGCGCCGCGGCGGCCGCCGAGCCCCGGAGCCGCGCCGGGCGGCGGCCGGCGGCGGCCGGCGGCGUGUUCCAGUCCACGCUGCUGCCGGGCGGCGGCGGCGCGGACCUGCUGGAGCUCAGCGAGAUCUGGGGCGGCGCCGGGCCCGAGGAGCCGCCGCCGCCGCCGCGGGGCCCCGCGCCGCGGAAGCGCCGGGCGGGCGAGCCGCCGGCCCACGAGUCCCCCGCCAAGGUCUUCCAGCGCAUGAAGGCGCGGGCCGCCGACCUCAUCGUGACGCCCGGGCAGGCUCCCGGCGAGCGGCCUGCGGCGCGCGCCCGGCCGGAGGGAGGUUUGUUCGCUGCGGCCCCGGGACGGCGCCAAUUACCUUCCACUCAGAUUCCUCAAAACAAAACUGUGAAAUUGUUAGCAGUAGACCCUCUUGUCGUGGAAUCUCCUCAGAAGUUCUUCUUGCGUGUGAAACAGAAAUUGCAGCAGCAGAAAGAUCCAACAUUUUCAAACUUGUUCAAGGAAAAUGUUCCUCCUUCCACAGCUGCAGAAAAGCUAUUAGUCAAAUCUACUUUCAUUGAGCAGCUCAGCAAUGUUAAUACAGACUAUGUGGCCACUGAUAAGGACAAUCAGGAUAAUUUGCUCAUGGAAUCAAUUGGUGCUGAUGAUGAAUUGUCUCAAAAUACAGUGACUAAUGCUAUGAAUGUGAAUUCCCCCCCUUCUGAAAGUGGAGAUGUGUUAGAAGAAAGAUGUAGACCUGGAGAAACAGAAUGUACUGACUUUCCUCAAGAAAGAAGACAAUUGCAGCCAAGUAAUCAACAGAGCAGAAAAGGAGCAGAAAAGAUACUGCAGACUAAUUCUCAUAAACCCUCACAGUGCUUAUGUAGUAUUAUGCUCUCUUCUCCUAAAGUGCACAUACCAAGGAAGGAAAAAACAAAAGAAGGCUUUAAGGUCUCUUUGGAUAAAUCUCAUAGAGAUACAAUGACUGGCAGGGGAAACAAAGAGAGAAAAAUCUGCCUAACCAGUUGGAGAAUUAGAGUGAUCAUUGGUAACACAGCAGUAUGCGUUGAAGGAAAACGAAAAGAUAUGAAAGAUCUGUCUUGGCAUAGUAAUGCAAUUGUAGAACGUAUAGCACACGACCAAGUUAAAACAUCAUCUGGCAAUAUCUACGUACUACAGGGAAAGAUAGAUUCUGCCUCAAUGAGAAAAGAAGGAUUUCCAUAUCGCUUCAUCAAAAGAUUUACGUAUGGUUUUUCCAAAAAGUGGAAGGAAUAUGUUGAGGAUUUACUUGAGGAAAUACGACGGAAAGAACGUAAACAAAAAAAUGAUGAGGAUGAAAAUGAGGAGGCUGAAGAUGACUUUGUGGAUAUAGAUGCAUUGAAAAACGCAGAAGACUCAGCAGGAGCCCAAAAGAAAUAUGAAACGAGAAACAAAACGUAUGAAGUAUUACCAAGGAAUGAUAAAACCAGUUAUACUACACCAAAGAAUAGUUCUGUAUCAAAUGACCAAAACAGAAUUUACACUCGUAGUGGUCGUCUUGUUAAACCACCAUUAAAUUUCUGGUGUGGACAACGUGAAUUUGUUGAUCAGAAGCUAAAUGUUACUAUAGAAGAAGGUGGAAUAGAUUAUUUGAGCAUGAUGUGUAGUGAACAAUCCGAAAGAAAAACCAGUUCCCUCCCUCAGAAGAGCAACAGAAAGGAAUCAAUGAAGACAGGGAAAGAAAAAACAAAAAGCCAAAAUAAAGGUGAAAACAAUGAAAGAAGAGUAAGCUCCAAAAAAGAAACAAAGUCCGCUGGAAACAAAGCAGCUAGACACUGUAUUUCAGAUGAUGAUGAUGAAAGUGAUAGUACAACUACUAUCGAUAAAGUUAAAAGACAAGUUUCUAUUAAGAUGAUUCCCUUAAAUACUGAAAGACUAAGCAACCAAAAAUAUAACAGCAGAAUCUCAGGAAUGAGAAAGGAAAAGGAAGGCAAAAAAUGUGAAGAAUUGGCUAUAUAUAAGCAGUCUUGCAAGUACUCUUUAAGGUCAGCUAAACAACUUCUUCAAGACAAGCUUUCAACAGAAGAAUUGUCAAGCAAGGAUGAGGAAGAGGAAUCCAGUGAAGAUAUUCCACUGUCUGUCAAAAGGAUAACUAAACCCUUAUCGCAAAGACAGACUCAAAAUACCAAAUCUUCCUCUGACGCAGGAAGAUCACAGGGGGAUGCAAACAAGGCAUUAAGUGAAGAAAGGAGAGUAAAACACUCCUCUGCCUCCCAUAAUGUGCAGUUACGGCUAAGUAUGCCUGAAAGUAAUGACGGAUCUUCUGAUUUGCUUAUGGAGAAAACACCUUCUACUGGGUCUAGCAGUUCUUCUCUCCCUGGUAGGGCAAUGAGGACAAGAAACAAAAUCAACCCUCCCAAGUAUGUGUUUGAAUCUGAAAGUGAGCUUGGAACAAGUGAAGAGAGAUUUCAAGGAAAAGAAGAGAAAUCAAAAGAAGAGAAAUCAAAAGUAUCUGGCAAACAAAAAAAUUGUACGGUUGCUAAUAGUGGCAAAUCUUCAGCAGGAAAACCAAGAAAACCUGAGAGAGAAAAGGUCCAGAAAUCUCUAGAUUUUUUUCCAAGGACCACUGAUGAUUGGACUGAAAAGGAAUUACAGAAGCUAUACAGGGCUGUCGCUGCUUUUCCCAAACACAAGAAUGGUUUCUGGGUGGAGGUGGCAAUGGCCGUGGGGUCACGCUCUGCUGAAGAAUGCCACCAGAAAUACGUGGAGGAACAACAAGCAAAAGGUUCCAAAACGCAUGCCACAAAGAAGACGGCUUCAGGAAAGCCAGAAGAGAAAGGUACAUACCUCUCAGUUCCAGAUAAGAAAGAACCAAUUAUGGUAACUGCUAAAGUGGGAACCUUCAAAAGAAAGCAGCAGAUGAGAGAUUUCCUGGACCAUAUGCCAAAGGACAACCAUGAUGAUAUUUUCACUGCAACACCCUUUCAAAAUACAAGAGUAAAGUUGCCAAUGUUCCGGGGAAGCCAAGAUGAUGAUGAUGACUUUGCACUUACGGACAACAACCCAGUCACGCCUUCCUCAGCUGUCUUCCCUCUGGCGAAAACCCCUCAGUGUGAUCACAUCAGCCCUGGUAUGCUGGGACCUAUCAACAGGAAUGAUUACGAUAGGCACGUGUUCAGAAUGCAGAAGAACACACAGGGCAACAAAGGUACCUGGGACAACAUCAGGAAGAAAUCGGCUGGAGCUGUAUUUGCUACACCAGCUUCACACAGAACCACCAAGUUUACUUUUGAUAAAAAUGUGCAGCAGGCCUCUGUUAUAGGGGAGCUCUUUGUACCCAAGGCAGCAGAUUCCUCAGAAGAGGAGGAGGAAGAUUCCUAUUUUUCUGCUUAACCAAAUUGCUGGAUUUUAGUAUUGCAACAGCUAGACAACCUCUCUCACAAAACAAAGUUAAAAUGAAGGCUUUUAGCCACCCCACUGACCUGAUGAUACUCUUAUGGUCUUACGUUAGUUCAGUUUGGAAAUCUUGGUCAGCGGAGUUUUUAUGGUGUUAAAAUACCUUCUAGUCUUACUGCCCUGUCAGUGACAAUGUUUGUAAUUUUUGAUGUGUACUAAAUGGAAUUUUCUUUCCUAGACUCCUUUCCUAUGCUCAGUAUUUCCUGGGGGAAGGGGCAAGGGAAAAAUGUAUCUAUAUAUCAAUUACUGCCAAAGGUUUUGGUUGUUUCAUUUUAAGGUAAAACAACUUUUAGAAAUAUUGCUGUACAAUAAAUGUAUAAUAGUACAGUUUGUAACUAAUUAGACUUGCUUUUUAUUUUCCUCUAUUGAGAACUAAUUUGAAUCUUUUACAUUUCGUUAAUGUAAUAAAAAGGUACUAUGUAUCUGA
Messenger RNA from Rhea pennata, 4014 nucleotides. RefSeq names its product MIS18 binding protein 1 (gene MIS18BP1). The record is from RefSeq and is a predicted model, not a curated record. Bases 18 to 3524 code for a protein of 1168 amino acids. Lineage: Eukaryota; Metazoa; Chordata; Aves; Rheiformes; Rheidae. Gene Ontology annotation, cellular component: chromosome, centromeric region. The transcript is spliced from 16 exons.